UACAGUUUAACAUGCACUAAGCAGUUUUUGGAAAGCAGUGUGCUUUUUCUGGACCCCUGGGAAACUGAUGUUACUAUAGGGACGGUGUUGUAAACGGCUUCGAACAGGAAUGACGCAAGUCUUGUAGUUGGGUAGAAGUGAAUAACACCGCUAACUACCAAUCCCACCAUCGGCCAACCGUGAUUUUCUGAACUGCGAGUUGCCAUCUUGUGUAUCUUCAGUUUUCUUCUGUGUCUUUUUUGUUCUCCAGGCCUCGUUUUCACCUAUAUCUACAUUCGGCUUUGUUAGCCCUAACCAUCAUUUUGACGCGUCGUGUGGCCCUGAAGCAAGAACGAUAUCACAGUCAUGGUCAUCGAAACGACCCCGGUAACUAUCUGGCACGAGAGUAAGCCUCAGGAUGAGUUCCUCGACGAGCGCUUCGGGAAGCUGUUCGACAUGAGUAACGUGGCGCUGGUCGAGCUCGCCCUCAGCGUCCGCAGCAAACACAGCACCGACAACACGCAGGCCACCGCCAAAGUGAUCGAGCACUGGAUUGGCACCUACAACCUCAUUCACAUCGUCGAAUUCAGCGACGGGCUCAAGUACGUGGUCCGGGUGCCCGCCAGCGCCCGCCACGGAACUAUGACCGAGGCCGCACAGCGCGCGUUGAUCACCCAGGCACACAUGAUGCGAUUUGUCAAGAAACGGACCAUGAUCCCGAUGCCGAACGUCUUCGACUUCGAUGCCGGCUUUGACAACAUCAUCCAGGCGCCCUACAUUGUCAUGAGCUACAUCCCUGGGCGGAUGGUGGCGGAGGCGUGGUUCGAUCGAACAGGGCCCGUUCCGCUCGAGGAGAAACGGCUGCGGAUCUUGAAUGAUGUUGCUGAGGCGGUGGCGCAGCUGCGUGGGUUCCAAUUCGACCAAAUCGGCUUCAUUGAAGGGGACGAGGCUGCCACCGCACCUGGCGGCGCAAGAGGCAGGGGAGGACACCAGCCAAUACCGAUGGGCCCCUGCUUCGGCUGGGAGGAGAACUACCUCCAGGAUACCACCCAUAUCUUUCAUAUCGAGCAGUGCGGACCCUUCACUUCCUCGGCCGCGUACCUGCGCAACCGCCUGCAGCGUACCACACAGUGGGUGGAAGGGAUCCCCGAUCGUGGCUGCCGCGUGCUGCUGGACCUGAUGAUCGAUUGCCUGCCACGUUCGACCCGGCGCCACAGCGAGCCGCGCGAGUCGUUCGUGCUCAGCAUCCCCGACCUCAGCGCCAAAAACGUGCUCGUCGACGAGCAGGGCCGCGUGACGGGGUUCGUUGAUUGGGACGACGUCCACACCAUGCCGCGCUUCCUGGGAUACGCUGGCUUCCCCGGCUGGAUCAUCACCUACCUUAACCCGCAGCACAUUCUCUAUGCUCCUGAGGAGCAUGAUCAGGAGGAGGAUUCCCCCGAGCUGCUGAAGCAGUACCGUCGGCUGUACAAUCGCAAGAUGCAGACCCUAUUGCGCGGAUCUCGGGAUGCCCGGUUCGUCCACAAGUCCCACUACUAUCAGGCGGUGCACUCGGCGAUCUGUACCCAGCGCGGGCGCCUGCAUCUCGUCUCCAACCUCGUGGCGAAGGCGUUCCCGACGGAUCUGGGCAUGGCGAUGGAUUUGAUUCUGUUGGCGGGCCAGGGGAAGCUGUCGACCGAUGAUAAGGAUCAGUUGACGCACGGGUUCCAGAUGCUGUUCGCGGUUUCUGGAUGAAUGGUAACGGUGGGUUGGAUUUGUG
This is a messenger RNA of Aspergillus saccharolyticus JOP 1030-1, 1738 nucleotides long. RefSeq lists its product as uncharacterized. The record is from RefSeq and is a predicted model, not a curated record. The transcript has a single exon. Lineage: Eukaryota; Fungi; Ascomycota; Eurotiomycetes; Eurotiales; Aspergillaceae. Bases 346 to 1713 code for a protein of 455 amino acids.